UUUGUUCGCUUCACCUCACUGCUUUUGCAGGUUUAUUUUUCGCAUCGUCUCCAUUGAGCAGAAUAAUAAGUGUUUCUGUAGCUCCAUUGAACCAUAACAUUUUUGUUUUCAACAUCAACUUAUUCAGCAGCUGAGAAGGAGAGAGAGAGAGCAACAAGCAAUUGACAUAGACAACAAUGGUGCACGUCUCGUUUUACCGCAACUAUGGGAAAACUUUCAAGAAACCCCGUCGUCCAUACGAGAAGGAAAGAUUAGAUGCUGAACUGAAGCUUGUUGGAGAAUAUGGGCUUAGAUGCAAAAGAGAGCUUUGGAGGGUUCAAUAUGCACUCAGCAGAAUCCGUAAUGCUGCAAGAAUGCUUCUGACCCUUGAAGAAAAGGACCCACGUAGGAUCUUUGAAGGUGAAGCCCUUAUGAGAAGGAUGAACAGAUAUGGGCUGUUGGAUGAGAGCCAAAACAAGCUAGAUUACGUUCUUGCCCUUACUGUUGAAAACUUUUCUUGA
Messenger RNA from Lactuca virosa, 500 nucleotides. Lineage: Eukaryota; Viridiplantae; Streptophyta; Magnoliopsida; Asterales; Asteraceae. The record is from the annotation of a GenBank genome assembly.